CAGGAAACGUGUCGCGGGAAAGAACAGACGGUUCUCCGCGUCAGUUUACGUCGUCGUCUCUGAUUGGCCAGAAUCUCCCGGAUAUUCGCAGGGCGUCGCGGAUUGGUCGAAAGCGGCGCGCCAAACGUCACGUGGUCUCACUUUUCGCGCGAAACUGGCCUCUGUUGUCCGGACCUAAGCUCGCCGUGUGAAUCUGUGGAGAGAGACCCAGUCCUGCUCCGCUUCAUUUCUACUUCAGCUUUUGUUUUUGAGUCUUUUCUGACAGAGUGGCAGCAUGGAUGUCGCUACAGCUACCGCGGAGAAUGCCGGGACCAUGGUGAAAGACGAGUUGGCGGAAAAAUGCCAGAAGUUAUUCCAGGCUUUCUUAGAGGAGUUUCAGACAGCGGAUGGGGAGGUGAAAUAUGUCCGGGAGGCCGAGGAGCUGAUCAGGCCUGAGAGAAACACCUUGUUGGUGAGCUACACAGACCUGGAGGGCUUCAACCAGGAGCUGGCUACUACCAUCCAGGAGGAGUACUACAGAGUGCAUCCCUUCCUCUGUCGGGCAGUGCGAAACUUUGCUCGGGACCAUGGGAACGUUCCUCUGAACAAAGAGUUCUACAUGGCCAUCGAGGAUCUGCCCACCAGACACAAAAUCCGUGAGCUGUCCUCCAUGCGUAUUGGUACCCUGGUGAGGAUCAGUGGUCAGGUGGUGAGGACACACCCAGUCCAUCCUGAACUGGUGAGCGGUACCUUCCUGUGCAUGGACUGCCAGGCAGUGAUCAAAGAUGUCCCUCAGCAGUUCAAAUACUCCCCACCAACCAUCUGCAGGAAUCCCGUCUGCAACAACCGCUCCCGUUUCCACCUCGACACACACAAGUCCAAGUUCAUCGACUUUCAGAAGGUGCGCAUCCAAGAGACGCAGGCGGAGCUGCCUCGUGGUUCAAUCCCCCGCUCCCUGGAGAUCGUCCUGAGGGCAGAGGCUGUGGAGAUGGCUCAGGCCGGCGAUCGCUGUGACUUCACCGGGACCCUCAUUGUGGUUCCGGACGUCUCUCAGCUCACCACUCCUGGCGUGCGAGCAGAAACCGGCACCCGUGUCGGUGGAGGUCCUCAGGGCUUUGAGUCGGAGGGUCUGAGAGGACUGAAAGCUCUGGGAGUCAGAGAGCUGUCAUACAGACUGGCCUUCCUGGCCUGCCACGUGGCCCCGACCAACCCACGGUUUGGUGGCAAGGAGCUGCGGGAGGAGGAGCAAACCGCUGAAAGCAUCAAGAGCCAGAUGACGGAGAAGGAGUGGGAGAAAGUGUUUGAGAUGAGCCAGGACAAAAACCUGUACCACAACCUGUGCACCAGCCUCUUCCCCACCAUCCACGGAAACGACGAGGUGAAGCGUGGCGUCCUGCUGAUGCUGUUUGGGGGCGUCCCAAAGACGACCAUGGAGGGAACCUCGCUGAGAGGAGACAUCAACGUCUGCAUUGUUGGAGACCCGAGUACUGCAAAGAGCCAGUUCCUCAAGCACGUGGAGGAGUUCAGUCCCAGAGCAGUGUACACCAGCGGCAAGGCCAGCAGCGCCGCGGGUCUGACGGCAGCUGUGGUUCGAGACGAGGAGUCCCACGAGUUCGUCAUCGAGGCCGGAGCUCUGAUGCUCGCAGACAACGGCGUAUGCUGCAUUGAUGAGUUCGACAAGAUGGACCUCAAGGACCAGGUGGCCAUUCAUGAAGCCAUGGAGCAGCAGACCAUCAGCAUCACCAAGGCUGGAGUCAAGGCCACCCUGAAUGCUCGCACAUCCAUCCUGGCUGCUGCCAACCCUGUCAGUGGGCGCUACGACCGCAGCAAGAGUCUGAAGCAGAACGUCAACCUGACUGCCCCCAUCAUGAGUCGCUUCGACCUCUUCUUCAUCCUGGUGGACGACUGCAACGAGGUAACAGACUACGCCAUCGCCAGGCGCAUCGUGGACCUGCACUCCCGUGUGGAGGAGUCGGUGGACAGACUGUACUCUCUGGAUGAGAUCCGCAGAUACCUUCUCUUCGCCAGGCAGUUCAAACCUAAGAUCUCCAGCGAGUCGGAGGAGUUCAUCGUCGAGCAGUACAAGCGCCUCCGUCAGCGAGACGGCUCAGGGGGCGUGUCCAAGUCGGCCUGGAGGAUAACGGUGCGACAGCUGGAGAGCAUGAUCCGCCUUUCAGAGUCCAUGGCGCGUAUGCACUGCUGCGAUGAGGUGCAGCCCAAGCACGUGAAAGAAGCUUUCCGUCUCCUCAACAAGUCCAUCAUCAGAGUGGAGACGCCUGACAUCAAUCUGGAGCAGGACGAUGAAAUGGAAGAGGAGGAGGAACAGCAGCAGGAGGAAGGCAACAACAUCCCGAACGGAGUGAAUGGAGUUAACGGCGUUAACGGUCAUGUCGAUGGUGUUAAUGGCCAUGUCAAUGGAAUAAAUGGCCAUGUCAACGGAAUAAAUGGCCAUGUCAACGGCGUGAACGGCCACGCUGAACACGGCAGUCAGCCCAAACCAUCUCUCCGUCUGUCAUUUGCCGAGUACAGACGAAUCUCCAAUCUGCUGGUCCUGCAUCUGCGCAAAGUAGAGGAUGCUGAGGAAGAGGAGGAGCUCAAGAAAAGUGCCGUGGUGAAUUGGUAUCUGAAGGAGAUCGAGUCAGAGAUCGACAGUGAGGAGGAGCUCAUCAACAGGAAGGGGCUGAUAGAGAAGGUCAUCCACAGGCUGGUGCACUAUGAUCACAUCCUCAUUGAGCUGUCGCAGGGAGGGCUGAAGGGCUCCGAGCCCGCGGGCACAGAAGAAGAAGCUGUUCUGGUCGUCAAUCCCAACUACAUCCUGGAAGACUAAACUCCUACCUUCAGUUCUAUUGCUCUCAAUCCCAUCACAACUUAUAAUAAAGUUGAUGUUCAUAGCAUUUUGUUAAUGCUCAUAUGCACCACAUACAUAACAGAAGCAAUGGAGGUGCUGUUAGACUAGUUUUCUGAGUUAAACUCUGCUGUACAAAGAAUACAUUCUGUUGCUCUUAAAAAAAAGAAAAAGGAAAGAUGUUGUAUAUAUGUUGCUCUCUUUGCUCCAUGUGUUUGCUUGUUUCAGUCUGUUUGACUCAAUCAAGCUACUUUUUAUGAAUUGUGUAAUGGCCGUUUUCCAUAACUAUAUUGGAGACAUUAUACAAUGGCUAACCUUUGUGGUUUCAAGUUAUAUUGUACAUUGUCUUUUUUUUUUGUAAAAUUAUGAUAUGAAAUGUUUGUUAAAUAAAAAUGGUGUAGACGUAAA
Molecule: messenger RNA, 3232 nt
Organism: Mugil cephalus (flathead mullet)
Lineage: Eukaryota; Metazoa; Chordata; Actinopteri; Mugiliformes; Mugilidae
Gene: mcm6
Product: minichromosome maintenance complex component 6
Exons: 18
Coding region: 275-2806 (843 amino acids)
Biological process (GO): double-strand break repair via break-induced replication; DNA replication initiation; mitotic DNA replication
Cellular component (GO): nucleus; MCM complex
Molecular function (GO): single-stranded DNA binding; ATP binding; single-stranded 3'-5' DNA helicase activity
Source: RefSeq, a predicted model, not a curated record